Seminavis robusta is the source of this 2799-nucleotide messenger RNA. Lineage: Eukaryota; Bacillariophyta; Bacillariophyceae; Naviculales; Naviculaceae. The record is from the annotation of a GenBank genome assembly.
AUGGAAGAUUCAAUCGAUCUCAGCCAUGAACUGGAAGAGGGCAGCGACGGAAACGACCCGGAACAACCAACAGAUGAAGAAAAACAGUCGAAUGCAAGCAACAAAGCUGAAAAGGAAUCGAAACGAAAGAAGCGCGUCAUGCUCAUGACCAUUCUGCACUUUCUACUUGCCUUUCCCAAGUGGAGUAUGACAUUAUUCGUGUAUUUUGCUUCCUUGUCGCUUCCACUUGCGGCAACCAAUGUCGCAGAAGUUGUCCAAGUUCCCAUUCUAAACUUGAAAACAUUUCUGGAACAAGAGUCGUUGGCGUAUCAUCAGUGCACGUUGGAUGCCUUUGACAACUUGAACAAGGAAAUACUGCUGGUAGCCGAUGAGGAAUACCAAAACAACGUCUUGGGUCUUCACAAGCACAAUCAAGCACUCCUUCGAGAGAUACGAACUGUGACGCAAUCCUGUAACGUCGCGGGAGUCAAGGGAAGGGAAGCCUUGCAUGGUUGGAGUGUCCUCGAUGGUCAGGAUUUGCCAUAUCUCAAUCACACCUGCUCUGCAAGUGAUCAAGACUAUAUUGCCAAGAGCUUGGGGCAAGACUUCCAGCAACUCGAGAAUGAAAUCGGCUCCAUCGUCGGUGGGUACGCGGAAACGAGCAAUUCUACCGUUGGCCACAUUCGGGCAUACGCCGAGGAACGCACCGAUUACGACUACACGUACUUUGUCAAAGAACGCAUCGAACCAGCCUUGGAAGUGCUGCGACAGCUCGCGUCGAAUCCACUCUUCCCAAGCGUCGAGUUCACUAUUCAGGCUCAACAGGUUGUCGAUGAGCUCGUUAAGCUCUUGCAGGAAGGUUUCAACGAAGCCUACAGGAUUGCUCUCAUUCGAAUCCAAGUUUUGCAAGAACGAGUGGAACACUUCUACGAGAGCAUUGAACAGUUUCUCAGAGCAUACAACUACCUCUACGAGCGCUUCAAAAACGUUACUUUGCUGGUGCAGCGAUGGGCGCCAUCUCUAGACGAAAUACCCGACUUUGCCACCUUACACGGUCUCCGAAUCGGAGAACAUUUUCUUCCAGACAUCUUUGAGAUACCCGAGUUUCUAACCGAUUUACCUGAUCUCGAGCUUCUCUUGCAGAACUUUACGAACCAAGCAGUUCCACUGAUUCAAGAUCUGUUGGACAAGCUCGAGGAAGAGGCCAACAAUGCUCUGGAAUAUGCAAGAGACGAGAUUUUGGCUCAGUUGCGCAAGUACAUAAACCUGGAAGACUACAACCCACCACAAUAUCAGGGAUCUCGGCCGGAAAUAUCCACGCUGGAGGAAGAAGAGGCGUUCUUAUCGAAAGCUGCCGAAUCGGCCAAGGCUGGCGCAUUGUUGGCCGUCCAAAAGAUCAAGGGAUUGACGAAUCUAUCAGCUGGAGGGCUUCCCACUAGAUUCCCAGAACUCGAAAUGGGAAACUUUACGUUUAUCGACAACGCCACGACCUUUGAUUAUCAAGAACCAGAGCUACCUGACAUUGGGAUACCCGAUUGGAUCAUGUACCUGUUUGCAAAGCUUCUUUCGUGGAAAUUCGGGAUAGAUCUGACUGUGCAAUUCCUUCGAGGGUUCAUGUUGAAGGCAAAGUACGAGCGCCUUACCGAGCCUCAGAAACAAGUCAUUGAUAAGACUCGUGCCAAAGAGGGAGACGAAAAUCAGCAAGAGGACAAUGACGAUGACGGCGACGACGAAGGAGGGGGAAGCAGCACCUGCGGCUGCAACGUGAGCGGAUACCUCUAUACGAUUUGGUCCACCGCCAUGAACAUUGGUCGGAACCUAGUCUCGAUUUGGAUGGUGGGAUUCCUGGUUAUGCUUCCCAUCGCCAUCUUUGGGAUGGUUUACUACUUGCCGCAUGUUCAUCAAAGCUGUCUUGAAACCGAUGAAGGCACGUUUACAGCUUCUAUCUUCACCCCACUGAUAUUGAAUCAUGCCAGUGCCCCUGGCAACGCGCUCCACAUCAAGGGGGAAUUCGACUGCCGUCAACGGCAGCGGUUGCUUUGUGACAAGAUGUUUGCCGACUCUGACUUGCUCCACAGGAGCAAUGUCUUGGAACUGUCAAAUCUUCAACAGCAAUACAACCAAUCUCAAGGGUGGAAUAUGCGGCUAGAUCGCUGUAUUGACACUGACGUCUUGGACCAGAGAUUCGAAGAAGCAUGCUGCGGUCUAGAAGGCUACGGGACAAAUAGUAAUUGUUCGCUCGAGCCGGCUUUGAGAAACUUUCGUUGUCCAAUUGACGAACGGGCAGAACCUCCUGCUGCAUUCUACACAAUGAGCAGUUAUGUGUUUGAUCCCAAUUGCAAGGUUGACUCUACUGGUUGGAUACUGCAAGAUGCCCGCUUUGACUGCCAGGUGUUGGAAAAUAGCUGCAGCAGAACUCCCUGUACGGGUGUGAACGAAGAGCUGAUUAGCGUUAUGGCAGCUGAAGCGGACUGCCUUGUCCAUCUGGUCUCGCUCCGAGCCAUAGCCUUUGCCUCUCUCGUGGUGUUCCAUGCCUUCAUGAUCAACGUCCAUCUUACCCUGCUUUUCAAUGGAGCAAAGGGCCUAUCGUGGCGUUUUCUCGCGAAGAGAGAUGCAGCCUUCGAGGUUGUCGUGGCAGCAGACAAGAACGGAACAAUGAAGCAGAUGGACAAGAUGAACACUGAAGUUGAUGCUGCCAAGAUUGAACGGCGAACGAGUUGGAAUGGCUUGUUUCAGUUUCUGGCAGGGACAGUUUUCGUUCUGUUUCAUAUUGUGUCAGCUUUUGCCAUUCAUGACAUACUCGAUCCCCUCAAAUCAUGA